Molecule: messenger RNA, 252 nt
Organism: Akanthomyces muscarius
Lineage: Eukaryota; Fungi; Ascomycota; Sordariomycetes; Hypocreales; Cordycipitaceae
Exons: 2
Coding region: 1-252 (83 amino acids)
Source: RefSeq, a predicted model, not a curated record
AUGCUCCCGCGUCGUCUCUCCUCCAGCUUCGCCGUUUUUUUCUACUCCUCCAACACAACACACCGUGUCCUCGCAACGUUAUAUUGCACCACCACCCCCCUCAAUUCCGCUUCCGCUUUGGUUCUAGCUGUCCUCAAUCUCUCGCCGUUUCAACUUCUGUCUCUGCGAAAUUCCCGCACGACAGACCACCAUUCACCACCACCAACCUACUCAAUUCCUAUAAAUCCGUCGUCCUCGCGACUCUCGCCUUAG